Dermacentor albipictus is the source of this 3453-nucleotide messenger RNA. Its product is annotated as nephrin-like. The record is from RefSeq and is a predicted model, not a curated record. NCBI's taxonomy places the organism in Eukaryota, Metazoa, Arthropoda, Arachnida, Ixodida, Ixodidae. Gene Ontology annotation, molecular function: protein binding.
GUUCAUUCCCGAAUGCAGCAACUUCUUCAGGACUGACUUGACCUAUAUCUGAGAAGGCGUGCUUGAUUGUGCUGUCGGGCCUUCGCUGCAAUGCGACAUCCGCGCCUUAUUUCUACGUGGGCCCUGGCACUAAUCGUGUCUUUCUUCGACUUUGUAUGGCCAGGUGUUCCAGGUAUCAAGCUUCGCACGAUGUCAACAGUCACCGACGAAACCCAAAUGGUCCCUCGUCUCACGGCAGUGGUGGAAGGCGCCGUCGAGUUGCCGUGCAACCUGUCGGUACCGGCGUCUAACCACGACCGGGACAACGUUACGCUAGUUCUGUGGUCCAAGUCGGGGGUUCACGGGCCCCUCUACAGUGUGGACGCUCGCAACUCUCCCCUGGAGCGAGCCAAGCACUUCCCCAGCCCUGAUCUCGGCGGACGCUACGACUUCAACACGAGCGCCCUGCCAACUGCGCUUCUCCGCAUAGAUCCAGUGCGGCCAGAAGACGCCGGGGAGUUCAAGUGCCGUGUGGACUUUCGAUGGGCGAGGACGCACACUUAUGUCGUGUCCUUGGAAGUGAUAGUACCCCCCAAGAAAGCCAUCAUCACUGACGAGUCGGGCAAGGUUUUGCAAGACGUCAUUGGUCCCUACGACGAAGGGGCUCCCCUGAAGCUGGCCUGUGAAACGAGGGGAGGAUCUCCACUACCGGCCGUUACCUGGUGGCGGGAAAUGAACCUUCUGGACGACCAGUACUUCAACACAAGCGACGCCACCUCGCGCAACGAGCUGCUAAUCCCAAAACUGGAGCGCUCGGACGCACGUAGCGUGCUCACGUGCCAGGCGUCGAACACCAAUCUGACGCUCCCCGUCUACGCCUCCGUGACAAUCGACAUGAACCUGCGUCCCCUGGACGUGAAGGUGACGAGCGCGCGUGACGUGCUCGUGGCGGGUCACCGGGCGGAGCUGCGCUGCCAGUCCCGGGGUGCGCAGCCGGCAGCGCGCAUAACGUGGUGGAAGGGCGGCCAGCAGCUGGGCCGCACCGUGGAGAAGCUCGAGGGCAACGUCACCUCGAGCACGCUUAUCUUUGUGCCCGGGCCCGAGGACCACGAACGCCUGCUCACCUGCAAGGCGGACAACCCCCAGCUGCCCGACAGCGCCAUCGAGGAUGCCAUCUUUUUGUCUGUCACGUACGCGCCGCAGCUCUCGCUGAGCGUCACCUCGACGCACGCGAGCGGCGCCAUCCUCGAGGGCUCGGACGUGCUGCUCGAGUGCGCGGUGCGCGCCAACCCGUCCGUGCGCGACGUCUGGUGGAAGCACAACGGCCGCCUGCUCGACCGGAGCCGAGACGCCGGCCUCGACCUGGUGUUCGGCAACCAGUCGCUGCGGCUCCUGCGCAUCCGCCGCACCAGCGCUGGCACUUACCAGUGCCUCGCCAGCAACACGCAGGGUCACGGCGAAAGCAAUCAGCUGCAGCUACAGGUCAAGUUCGCUCCGGUGUGCCGGGAAGGACAGAAGCUGGUCUACGGCGUCGCCAAGGACGAGGCGGCUCAGGUGUCCUGCGAACUGGAAGCUGAUCCGCCGGAUGUGUCCUUCCAGUGGCGUUUCAACAGCACCUUCGAGGGAGAGCGGCACCUGUCCGCCAUGCCGGUCGACAAAGAACUGCGCAGUGUCGCCACCCACGUUCCUCGUAGCCGCACCGACUACGGCAUGCUCUACUGCUGGGGAAAGAACAGCGUCGGCACGCAGGCCAAGCCAUGCGUGUUCACAAUCGUCGCCGCUGGACCCCCGGAGCCCUUGAGUAAUUGCAACGUGGUCAACGCCACCGCUGAUUCGCUCAAAAUAGAAUGCGACUCUGGAUACGACGGUGGGCUGGAGCAAACAUUUCAUCUCGAGGUCAUCGACUCGGUGCGCAGUGAGACGCUCGCGACGCGAGAGCAGAAGGAGCGGCCGUUGUUCCUGGUGCAGCCGCUGCCACCGGGCACCGAGUUCAUAGUGCGCGCCUUCGCUCAGAACGCCAAAGGGCGCAGCGACAGCGACAUCUUCACAGCGAGCACCGAGGAGGCGCGCGACGACGGAGACGGUGACUCUCUGCAGCUCGCCAUGAGUCCUCUUCUGGGCGUUUUGAUCGGGGCUGUGGCUGCGCUGAUCCUCGUAGCCAUUAUCAUUAUUAUCAUCAUGAGAAUGCGUGCCCAUGACAACGACGCAGAUUCCAGGGAGCUCAACACGGCUGACAAGUCACAGACUCUUCUGCGAAAGGGCGUCGUUGUCGAGGACACCAGUGAAGGUGACAUCAAAGACCCGGAUAUCAUACCGCCAAAGACAGAUUUGGAAGAUCCUGAGUGGGUCUUCCGGCAACUGAACGGAUCCAAUGGUAGGAUACGCCAGGACGUGGGCAUUUCCAAGGGCGGCAUGAUGUACGGCACGUUGCCAAAUGUCAAAGUCCAGAUGCCACCUCAGCAAUUUCGUGACGACAUGAUGUACCGCGAGCGGUACUACCCGGGCAGUGGAGUGGCCGGCGACCUGGACAGCAGCCCCGGGGAGCGGCAGCGCAGUGGCGGCACGUUCCGACCCCAGGGCGGCAUGCCAGACCCCGACGAGGUGGACCGCAUGAUCGCUUCCUCCAAGGCACCCCUGCACACGGCCACACUCAUGCGCAGGAGCCCGCAGAGGCGGGACACUCCUGAGCGGGAGCGCCGUACCAUAUCGACGCCCGUCUGACAGGCGGAGACCACGUUCGGGCAGGCCCCUUACGACAACGGGGAACAAGCGGAGGAGCGGCCCGGACCGCCCUUCUGUCCGAACGACGACUCCUCGACCGCUCAGUGCCCGGAGGAAGACGGCGAUGAACCCUCUGUGAUCGCUGCUGCCGCCGCCACAAGACGGCGCCACCAUCUCCACGAGACCACCACCAGUGCCUUCUCCAGCCAGCAGAGACGCUACCCUAACGCCGCUGCCGCAGCUGAGAGCUUCGAACUCGGAACGCGCCGUCGCCGGGACAGUGCGUCUUCCACGGACUCUUACAUGUCCUGGAGUGCGGGACAGCCCGCCACCAGGGCGCGUGGCUCGCAAGAGCAGGAAAUGCUUCGUCACCACCGGCAAGCUUGGCUGGGAGCCACUCUGCCUCGCGGCGGAUACUCCCAGCCCCAGCAGCAGCCACAGCCGAUGCAGCAGGAGCGACGCAACUCGUUCGGCGACGAAGGACCGCGUUACGAGAACACAGCGUUCCUCAGGCAGCUUCAGCUGCGCAGCGUGGCCGAUGAACCUUCAGCCGCUUCCGGAGCCACGUUGCGUGGCACAAGGCGUAGCUGCCGCGUGUGAGUGCGGUUAGUGCUCGUGCGAACUGGCAGCUCACGCAGCGAGGAAUGGCAAAUGAGGCUUGCAAGACAACGUCGGCUUGCAUGGAUCGAGAACGCUGUCAAGACCUUCGAAAAAUUGUUCAGAGCGCAGUAAAUUUUGUAUUUUCGUUUGUUA